Messenger RNA from Suillus plorans, 688 nucleotides. RefSeq lists its product as uncharacterized. The transcript has 5 exons. Bases 1 to 603 code for a protein of 200 amino acids. NCBI's taxonomy places the organism in Eukaryota, Fungi, Basidiomycota, Agaricomycetes, Boletales, Suillaceae. The record is from RefSeq and is a predicted model, not a curated record.
AUGGUUGACUCAGUUGUGGACUCGUCUCAUUCAAACGGUAGUGAUAUUGCCAGCCUUUCUCCCCUCAUUCAGCUUCAAUUUGUGUCGACUACUGUUCUUCAACAGGCCCUUGAUCUUGUGGAGAACAUCCUGACUUCCGACGACCAGCUUACUGUUACAUCCAAAUUCCUUCCAGGGUCAACUAUUGGAAAACAUUUGCGGCAUGCGCGGGAUCAUUUUAUCCUCCUCAUCGAUUGUGUAGCAGGACCCGCCCCACAUAUCUUUUCAUAUGACACCCGCAGCCGUAAUACACCAAUGGAGAGCAAUCUCUCAGAAGCUCGAGAGGCCCUCAAGCAAGCUAUCUCGCGUGUCAAUGAAGUAGUACCCACAGCGAACCUCGACAUCCCACUGACCUUGAACGCCGUGACACCUUUCAUGCAAACCUUUGAGACAACAUUUGGCCGAGAGCUCUGGUUUGCAGGGUUACAUGCAGUUCAUCAUUGGUCCAUGGUCCGGGUCAUAGCAGGAGAGUUGGACAUCAAACUUAACGAUGAUUUUGGUUUUGCUCCCUCCACUCUUGUCUACAAGGGUAGCGAAGCGCUGUUAGGAAAGGCAAAAAUCUGAAAUUCGAGUGUGUUGUAUAGCAUACCUCACAACUAGUAAUAGUACCUCGUACUGAGUUGUCAAUGUUAAAUCCACCGUUGCCGGA